CGCAGUGACCGCGGUGGCUCUAUUAAGGUCAUAACCGCCGCAGGAGGAUGGCUUCCAGCUUUAAGAAGUCAAACGCGGCCUCUACCAGCCAGAAAAGAAAGGUGGGUCCUAAGCCUGAACUCACUGAAGAACAGAAGCAAGAAGUUCGCGAGGCGUUUGACCUCUUCGAUGCCAACGGAAGUGGGACCAUCGACGUGAAGGAGCUGAAGGUGGCCCUGAGAGCGCUGGGCUUUGAACCCAGGAAGGAAGAGAUGAAGAAGAUGAUCUCCGAAGUGGACAAGGAAGGCGCAGGGAAAAUCAGCUUCAAUGACUUCCUGGCCGUGAUGACUCAGAAGAUGGCCGAGAAAGACACCAAAGAAGAAAUCCUGAAGGCUUUCAGGCUCUUUGAUGAUGAUGAAACUGGGAAGAUCUCUUUCAAAAACCUCAAGCGCGUGGCCAACGAGUUAGGGGAAAACCUCACUGAUGAGGAGCUGCGGGAAAUGAUUGACGAGGCAGACCGCGAUGGAGACGGCGAAGUGAACGAGGAAGAGUUUCUUCGGAUCAUGAAAAAGACCAACCUAUACUGAAGCAGGUUUCUCCAGCAAGCAUGUGUAGAGAAGCUGAGUGACUUGCGGGGUUUCCUGCUUCUAUUUUGUGAAACCUUGAGUUAGAGGACAGCACUAUCCCUCCCCUUACCCCCAAGUUUGUCUAGAUACUUCUAUUUCCAAAUCUCUGGCUCAAUUAUAGAAUUUUGAAGAUGCUUU
Messenger RNA from Ceratotherium simum simum (southern white rhinoceros), 743 nucleotides. It is a transcript of the gene CETN1, whose product is annotated as centrin 1. Gene Ontology annotation, molecular function: calcium ion binding. The record is from RefSeq and is a predicted model, not a curated record. NCBI's taxonomy places the organism in Eukaryota, Metazoa, Chordata, Mammalia, Perissodactyla, Rhinocerotidae. Gene Ontology annotation, cellular component: myosin II complex.